AUGGGGUUGAGUGUCUGGCAGGAGAAGCAAGUUGAGUUCUUCGAGGCCUCGGCCACCAUGGACAAGGACAUCCGGUCACUUUCAGCUCCGGCUACAGGUGACCUUCCCUUUGGUGUGCUGGCCUGUUGGACGCUGAUAGCAGCUUGCAUUGUUGCAGCCGUCAUUGCGCGACUCAUUCAGUUGUGCAAUGCGCCAUCCGGCAGCGAAAGCUUGCCGAGACAAGCAGCCAAGCGGCGUACGCCGAGCGAAGAUACGUCGCAGGCGAUGGAUAGCAUAGUGCCGGAAGAUAUCUCGAAGGACUAUGUGGAAGUCACCUUGGAGCGAUCUCGAGGUCAGUCUUGGGGCCUCGUUUGGCACGUCCAAGCCUACGAGUCGGAGAGGUUUCUGAUCGCGGGCCUGGAGCCAAAGUCUCCAGCAGGCCUGCUUAAGGACCGUCAGGCACAAGGCCUGCGCCCGCUCCGGCGAGGUGAUGAGUUAGUGAGCGUGAAUGGGACAUGCUACUUUCAAUCUAUGCGCCGUCAGCUGGAGCGGGCACAGAAGGUUCGCCUUCAGUUUCUGAAGGCAGAUGUUGUUAUGCCCCUGGAGUGCGACAGCUGUGAGAGUCCCACAGCGACCACCAAGCCUGACCCAGAAACAUCCCUGGAUGGCUCAACAGGAAGCCCUAGCUCCCAGAGCCAACCAAGCCAAGCAGUUCCUCCAAUUUGUGAGAUGGUACGACCCGUACAACCCAGCUCACCCACAGAAGUCGAGGUAGCAGAGGUUGCAGGCAUGCAGUGCUCCACUGCCUUUUGCGCUGUUGAGCAUAGCCUGCCAGCACUUCCAGCUCCAGACAACAUCCCAGAGGGCAUGCCUGAGAGCUCCCCGCCACUUGCGCCAGCAACGGUGCGAGGGCGUGACAUAGCCGUGAAAAGGGCUGAUGUUCCCAACUGGUGCAAAGAGAAGAGGAAGUCUCGUCGACAUGCCUCUGCAGGCGAGGAGGAAGGCCGCUUGUCCAGCGGUUCUGGGUCCGGCUCAGAGCAGGUGUCCGGUGAAAGCAAGUGCCCAUCCACAGAUUGGGAGUACAUGAUGGACAACAGACCUGGCAGCUUGGUACAUGCAGAUCUCCUGGCACCCCGUGAGCCGCUUAGCGUGAGCCACAGCAGUGCCAGCAAUGUAGUGAUAGUGGCAGGCUCUCAGGCCGUGGCCUUGCAAACCGCCAGCGCCCUGGGCACUGUA
Molecule: messenger RNA, 1215 nt
Organism: Symbiodinium pilosum
Lineage: Eukaryota; Dinophyceae; Suessiales; Symbiodiniaceae
Source: the annotation of a GenBank genome assembly